AUGGACGAUGGCAACUUCCUGGGCUCGGAGCGCGCCAGAAUCGAGAACCAGGUCAUCUUGGAUGAGCUCGAGCGCAAGAAGAAGGCGCGCAACAUGGCCGUGCCCACGGAUGACAAUCGCGUUAAAGCACGCCUGAGGGAGAUAGGAGAACCAAUCACGCUAUUUGGUGAACGUGCCGCAGACCGAAGAGACCGUCUCAUUUAUGUUCUCUCCCAAAUAAACGCGGCAAGAGGGGAAGAUGCUGCCAUGGAUGAGGAUUCCUCUUCAGAAAGUGAAGAUGAGGUAUCCCCCGCUCAACCCUCGUCCAUCGCACAGCAAGAAGAGUUCUACUCCCUCGGCUCGCUCGAGCUCCUGGAGGCGCGCAGGCGCCUCGCAGAGUACUCGCUCCCCAGAGCUCAAAACCGCGUAGCACAACAGCGGAUAGACGCCAAGAUGAACCUGGGGAAGAUCAUCGACAUCAGGAAGAAGGUCUUUGCUGAAGUCAAGCGCUACGGAAACCUGGGCUCGCAAAUUGGUGACGAACGGCCAAUUUCGCAAGUUCGGUUUUCGCCAGACAAUAAGAUGCUUGCUACUGGAAGCUGGUCAGGCUGUGUCAAGCUAUGGAAUGUGCCGGCUUGCACACCAAUACAAACCCUUCGAGGUCACGGCGACCGCGUUGGAGGUGUUGCGUGGCAUCCGCAAGCUACCCUGUCUCAAAGUGCAGAUGGCGUCAACCUCGUUUCGGGAGCAUCGGACAAUUGCGUCAAUUUCUGGUCACUGAACAGCGAUGCACCCUUGUCCGUUCUAAAAGGUCAUCAAGACCGUGUUUGCAAAGUCGCUUUCCAUCCGUCUGGAAAUUAUGUCGGCUCGGCCAGUUUCGAUACCACAUGGCGGUUAUGGGAUGUGGCAACCACCAAGGAGCUGCUCCUCCAGGAAGGACAUUCAAAAGAAGUCUACGCUAUCGAGUUCCAAGACGACGGUGCCUUGGCCGCUUCAGGAGGACUCGACGCAAUCGGUCGCGUGUGGGACAUCCGAACAGGCCGAACAGCCAUGGUCCUCGACGGCCACGUCGAGUCCAUAUUCUCCAUCAGCUUCUCGCCCAACGGCUACCAAAUAGCCACCGGCGCCGGCGACGACACCAUCCGCAUCUGGGACAUGCGCUCCCUCAAAGCCCUCUACACCAUCCCCGCGCACCUGUCCAACGUCUCCGACGUCCGCUUCUUCCACGCGGACAAGAGCACGGACACGUCCGAGUUCUACACCGAGGACGAGUGGCGCUUCCGCUCGGGCCUGUACUUUGCAAGCGCGGGCUACGACGGGCUCGUGAAGCUGUGGAGCGCGGACGACUGGCAGCUGCUGCGCACGCUGGCGACAGAUGCGGGCAAGGUGAUGUCGGUGGACCUGACGAGCGACGCGCAGCUGUUGGCUUCUGGGACGUAUAACAGGAACUUCCAGCUUUUCGCCCCGGAGGAUCUGCCGAUAUAG
Molecule: messenger RNA, 1464 nt
Organism: Coniophora puteana RWD-64-598 SS2
Lineage: Eukaryota; Fungi; Basidiomycota; Agaricomycetes; Boletales; Coniophoraceae
Product: WD40 repeat-like protein
Exons: 9
Coding region: 1-1464 (487 amino acids)
Biological process (GO): mRNA splicing, via spliceosome
Cellular component (GO): U4/U6 x U5 tri-snRNP complex
Molecular function (GO): U4 snRNA binding; U6 snRNA binding; protein binding
Source: RefSeq, a predicted model, not a curated record